Cydia strobilella is the source of this 2273-nucleotide messenger RNA. RefSeq lists its product as uncharacterized. The coding region runs from base 165 to 2210 and encodes 681 amino acids. Gene Ontology annotation, molecular function: protein binding. The record is from RefSeq and is a predicted model, not a curated record. The transcript has 9 exons. Lineage: Eukaryota; Metazoa; Arthropoda; Insecta; Lepidoptera; Tortricidae.
GCUUACUCGUGCGCAACAUAUUGCAAAUAACAAAUUAAUUCCAGGAAAACCCGCGAUUAACGGUUGUGAUUUGUGAAAAAACUGGAUUAAAUACAUUGGAGUGCAGUGAGUGUUGUUUUUGGACGGACAUUUGUCUAUACGCAGAAUGAUCUUAAGCUAAUAACAUGGGCACAGCUACAAUGUUAAACACAACUCCAAUGGAGAAGGAGAAGAAGCCCAACUUGCUCAAACUCGUCCGGACACUCUUCCAAAAGAAAACGCAAAAACAUGAAGAGAAAAAGGAAGAAAAAAGAGAACUAAAACCAAUAACAACGCUCAAAGUCACUCCAGUCGCAACUCUGCUAGAAGAGUUCCAGAAAAUAUCUAUAAAAGAAAAUAAAGUCAAAAAUGAAGAAGAUAAAAAUGAAUUGAACAGAUUUUCAUACAGAGAGAGGAAAGAUAGAGAUGACAAUAAAGAAUUCGAAAGAAUCGAAUCUCGUAACGAUAGAUUCGGUUCACAUUCCUCACAAGACAGUGGCUAUUCUGAACAUGAUGAUCCAAACGCAAAAGAAAAGGACCAAUAUGAAAAAGACAGUGAAGAUGUGGUUAAGAAGAUGGAAGAGUUAAAGAUUGGGAAAAAGAAGCUGCAAACGGUGUUCUUGCCACGGGCGCCGAUGAAGACGAACAGGGAGGUGCCCGUCAUGCAUCCGUAUAGCAGGGACGUGGAGAAAUACAAAGAGGUGGUCAACACAAACACAUUCUCCGGCGGCCAAGUGUUCGUCAAACCUAACACGGACCUCGCAGAGAUCUCCCGCGCCAUCUCCACCAUCGAAACCAACGUCCAGAACUUCCCCCUUAACAACGACCAGCAGGACUUCCUCCUAGAAACCGGCUUAGACUUCGUUACUCAAGAAACCAGCCCGCGAAAAGAGUCCGAACUGCCUGAGGAAAUUCAUUUCUGCAUCGACGAAUUAAACAUGCUUAACGACACACUAGCGUUCAGAGAGUACACAGACAUCUCUAACACCAUUCUCAAUUUCGAUUUAGAGAACUAUCAGAUCAGAAAUCAGGAGCCCCGAGCACAUACUUUCCCUACUCCGCCUUAUUCGGAGAACGCUUUAAGCCCUCUUUCUCUUAACUUAGGCUCACCUCCGCUAACAUCACCAGCAUAUUCCUCAUCUCCUGGUAGAUCGCCCAACUACAGCGAUUUAGAGCGAUACCAGGAGAUCUCAGAAGCGUAUCAGGAGCUCCCAAACUUAGAGGGUAUAGAAAAGCCUGUUUUAGAGAAGAAGAAAUCCAAUCCAACAUCAAUAAUGUCGAUGAAGCAGUAUAAAGAUCUUCAGAAGGAGUUGUCGGCUGGAUUCUCGAAGUUCGAGUGCUGCAUGAUGAGCCGGAAGGCGUGUAAGGAGAUUUUUGAGGAACACGCGAAGAAGUUAAAGAUUGAGGAGAGGAAGGGGUUGUGCGUGAAGUUAGCGCGCUUGGAUACACAGACGGCGUACGGAGUCCUCCAACAAGUGUUGCUAAGUCUGUCGACAGACGGCAAGCAGGAAGACUUGCAGUGCGUCCUAUUCAGUCUGCUAUGCGAGAGGGUCCUGGCGUUACGGCCUGAGCUGUUCUUGGGAGACUUCGGUCUUGGUUUAUUGAAGUCCGCGGCGCUCCGCUGCCCCGGGCGGCCUAUAUUCACGCGCUACUUGGUGCAGUGCGUGAGGACCGCUCUGCGACUCGACUCCUCCUACAUGGAGGGGAAAGAGAGCGUCUUCCAUGAGACGGACGCGCUGGGCGACACGCUGGUGACCGCGUGCGCUCGCGCGGGCGACGCGUACGCCGCCGUGCUCAACGAGCUGGUGAGCGAGUCGCCGCCCCUUUUCAGACAAGGCCACGCCAACACUGAAGGCUACACGGCGUUGCACGUGGCGUGCAAACUGCACAGCAAAGAGAAUCCACAUCUACGCACCGUGCAUGUUCUCUUGGAUCACGGGAAGGCGGACUUAUGGGCCGGGGACGUGAAGGGCGGUGACACAGCAUUGCACUUGGCUGUCAACUCCUCAACUUGUGAGCUGCAUCUCAUCAUGACACUGUUCAGACACGUGGAGCGAGCCAAGUGGAAGCAGCUAGCCCAUGCUCCCAAUCGAAGCUCGGUGACGCCCAUAGAGUACGCGCGCUCCCAAAGCAAGUCCGUCAGCCGCCCCUACCCGCCCGAGGUGCUCGACUUCCUCAAGAAAUGCCGUUGAUCUAACAUACAUACAUUGUAUGAAUGUCAUACAAACAUGCAUCGUGCCCUUUAUUCGAAAAGG